AUGACUGUGCCUGGGGAAACCAGUCCCAGCAGACCAGGCCAUCCAGAGUCUGUUAUCAUCACGGUGCUAGUCUUGCCUCCACCAAUGGGAAGAACAGAGCCAUGGGAGUAUUGGAUCUGCUUGCACCCACUGGAAGAGAACCUUGGACCUGUAGCCAACAGAAGAGAGGUGUGGAGAUUGGAGUCGUUUGGUGAGCUGGUGGGACACGGGGCAUCAAGGCUCAGUUCCAGGCCUGGGUGGGAGGAUUUGGGGCAGGAGAGCCAGGAGGGAUUCCGUGGGCGCGACCCGAGGCCUGAGGGGUCUGAGAGGGCGGGGUCUGAGGAAGCGAGCUGGGCUGACCCUGCUCCUGAGAGGGUCUGUAGUCCCAGAGCCAGCAGUCGCUCAGCCCCCAGGCUUCCAUGGCGGUCAGAGCGGGUCGGUUGUUUUGCCAAGCUCACCAACACCUACUGCCUGGUGGCUAUCGGAGGAUCAGAGAACUUCUACAGUGUGUUCGAGGGCGAGCUCUCUGAAACCAUCCCCGUGGUGCAUGCAUCCAUCGCCGGCUGCCGAAUCAUCGGGCGCAUGUGUGUAGGGAACAGGCAUGGGCUACUGGUACCCAACAACACCACAGACCAGGAACUGCAGCAUAUCCGCAACAGCCUUCCAGAUUCAGUGCAGAUACAGCGGGUGGAAGAGCGGCUCUCAGCCCUUGGCAAUGUUACCACCUGCAAUGACUAUGUGGCCUUGGUCCACCCAGACUUGGACAGGGAAACAGAAGAAAUCCUGGCUGAUGUGCUCAAGGUGGAGGUCUUCAGACAGACAGUUGCUGACCAGUUGUUAGUAGGGAGCUACUGUGUCUUCAGUAAUCAAGGAGGUCUGGUGCACACCAAGACUUCAACCGAAGACCAGGACGAGCUGUCCUCCCUUCUUCAGGUUCCCCUUGUGGCAGGCACUGUGAACCAGGGGAGCGAGGUGAUUGCUGCUGGGAUGGUGGUGAACGAUUGGUGUGCUUUCUGCGGUCUGGACACAACCAGCACGGAACUGUCAGUGGUGGAGAACGCCUUCAAGCUGAAAGAGGCCAAGCCUAGUACUAUUGCCACCAGCAUGCGGGAUUCCCUCAUUGACAGCCUCACAUGAGUCACCUUCCGUGCUGCUGUGUGGGCCCCUGCCUCUGGACUUUGGCUCAUUUUCCAUGCCUGAGCUAGUAUGUACCAAACGCUGGCAGCAGGGCAUGGCAGAGAGCUUACCAGGGCUGAAUGGUGAGCGCCCAACCCUUCUUCGCCUGUGCCGCCGUGACUAUUCUAGAAAGGCUUGCCGUGUCAUGCUGGCUUUCAGUUCCUGUGACUCCUGAUGAGAACUCUGUCCCACCCCAUUAAAUACCUGCCUCCCACCUUAAAAAAAAAGAGAA
This is a messenger RNA of Mesocricetus auratus (golden hamster), 1387 nucleotides long. Its product is annotated as eukaryotic translation initiation factor 6-like. Gene Ontology annotation, cellular component: preribosome, large subunit precursor; cytosol; nucleolus. Bases 1 to 1116 code for a protein of 371 amino acids. Lineage: Eukaryota; Metazoa; Chordata; Mammalia; Rodentia; Cricetidae. Gene Ontology annotation, biological process: cytosolic ribosome assembly; assembly of large subunit precursor of preribosome; ribosomal subunit export from nucleus. Gene Ontology annotation, molecular function: ribosomal large subunit binding. The transcript has 2 exons. The record is from RefSeq and is a predicted model, not a curated record.